Molecule: messenger RNA, 2880 nt
Organism: Acanthosepion pharaonis
Lineage: Eukaryota; Metazoa; Mollusca; Cephalopoda; Sepiida; Sepiidae
Source: the annotation of a GenBank genome assembly
AUGAUAUCUCUGGUCACUUUCAUUCCCAGAUUGCUUCUCACUACUACUGGAUACGCUCGUUCUCUCCUCCCCCUCCUUUUCUUCACUUUCAUAUCUCUGAAUCAUUUUAUUCUUAUCUAUCUAUCUAUUCAGAAACUUUUUAUUCUUAUCUAUCUCUUCAAAAUCUUUUAUUCUUAUCUAUCUAUCUAUCUAUCAGUCCAACUGUCUGUCUAUCCCUAUCUAUCUAUCUAUCUAUCUAUCUAUCUAUCUAUCUAUCUCUUCGAUGUGUUAUUAUUAUUAGAUAUAUUUUAUAUCAAACACUUCAUUCAUAAUUAUCAUUUUGAUUUCCUUGCCGGAUAUCUCUUCCUCUCUUACAAAGAUACACAACAUCUCUCUCCCUCUCUCUCUCUCUCUCUCUCUCUCUCUCUCUCUCUCUCUCUUACACUCCUUCCGUUACUCUUUGUUUCCUUCUAUCUAAGGUCAUAUAAUCUAUCUAUCUAUCUAUCUAUCUAUCUAUCUAUCUAUCUAUCUAUCUAUUCGAUGUAUUCGACAUUUUCUUUCUUCACUUUAGUUUUCCUUCUUUUCUCUCACCUUUUCCUUCUUUUGUCUUUAUUUCUGUCAGGAUUGAAACGUCCUUCUUGUUUUUUUUUAUCAAUCUUUCUGUUUUUUCUUUCCGUCAGUUUUUUUUUUUCGUCUUUUGUUCACCCACCCCACUCUCUCCCCCCUUCCCUCUCCCCCUCUCUCUCCCCCCUCUACAUUUUCAUUCUGUUUGUCUUUAUGCUUAUAAUUCAUUCUUUCUUUCUUGGCCCCUCUCACUCUAUUUUCUAUCUAUCUAUCUAUCUAUCUAUCUAUCUAUCUAUCUAUCUAUCUAUCUAUCUAUCUAUCUAUGUAUCUAUGUCUGUUUAUAUCUAUCUAUCUACUAUCUAUCUAUGUAUCUAUGUCUGUUUAUAUCUAUCUAUUUACUAUCUAUCUAUGGCAUUUCAUAUCUAUCUAUCUAUCUAUCUAUCUAUCUAUCUAUGGCUUUUCAUAUCUAUCUAUCUAUCUAUCUAUCUAUCUAUCUAUCUAUCUAUCUAUCUAUCUAUGGCUUUUCAUAUCUAUCUAUCAAUGGUUUUUCAUUAUCUAUCUAUCUAUCUAUCUAUCUAUCUAUCUAUCUAUCUAUGUCUGUUUAUAUCUAUCUACUAUCUAUCUAUGGCUUUUCAUAUCUAUCUAUCUUUCUAUCUAUCUAUGGCUGUUCAUUAUCUAUCUAUCUAUCUAUCUAUGGCUGUUCAUUAUCUAUCUAUCUAUCUAUCUAUCUAUCUAUGGAUGUUCAUAUCGGUGUAUCUAUAUAUCUGUCUAUUCAUAUCUAUCUAUCUAUCUAUCUAUCUUAAAAUGUAUAUAAUGGCUCUAUCUAUCUAUCUAUCUAUCUAUCUAUCUAUCUCUGACUUUUCAUAUCUAUUUAUCUAUCUAUCUAUGGCUUUUCAUAUCUAUCUAUCUAUGGUUGUUCAUAUCUAUCUAUAUAUGUCUGUUUAUAUCUAUCUACUAUCUAUCUAUCGAUGGCUUUUCAUAUCUAUCUAUCUUUCUAUCUAUCUAUGGCUGUUCAUAUCUAUCUAUGGCUGUUCAUAUCUAUCUAUCUAUCUAUCUAUCUAUCUAUCUAUCUAUCUAUCUAUCUAUGGCUUUUCAUAUCUAUCUAUCUAUGGUUGUUCAUAUCUAUCUAUCUAUCUAUCUAUCUAUGUCUGUUUAUAUCUAUCUACUAUCUAUCUAUCUAUCUAUCUAUCUAUGGCUGUUCAUAUCUAUCUAUCUAUCUAUCUAUCUAUCUAUCAAUCUAUGGAUGUUCAUAUUGAUGUAUGUAUGUAUCUGUCUAUUCAUAUCUAUCUAUCUAUCUAUCUUAAAAUGUAUAUAAUGGCUGUUCAUAUCUAUCUAUCUAUCUAUCUAUCUAUCUAUCUAUCUAUCUAUCUGUGGCUUUUCAUAUCUAUCUAUCUUUCUAUCUAUCUAUGGCUGUUCAUAUCUAUCUAUCUAUCUAUCUAUCUAUGGAUGUUCAUAUCCGUGUGUCUAUAUAUCUGUCUAUUCAUAUCUAUCUAUCUAUCUAUCUAUCUAUCUAUCUAUCUAUCUAUCUAUCUAUCUAUCUAUCUUAAAAUGUAUAUAAUGGCUGUUCAUAUCUAUCUAUCAAUCUAUCUAUCUAUGACUUUUCAUAUCUAUCUAUCUUUCUAUCUAUCUAUGGCUGUUCAUAUCUAUCUAUGGCUGUUCAUAUCUAUCUAUCUAUCUAUCUAUCUAUCUCUGACUUUUCAUAUCUAUUUAUCUAUCUAUCUAUGGCUUUUCAUAUCUAUCUAUCUAUGGUUGUUCAUAUCUAUCUAUCUAUCUAUGUCUCUGUUCAUAUCUAUCUAUCUAUGGCUGUUCAUAUCUAUCUAUCUAUCUGUGACUUUUCAUAUCUAUCUAUCUAUCUAUCUAUCUAUCUAUCUAUCUAUCUAUGGUUGUUCAUAUAAUCUAUCUAUCUAUCUAUCUCUCUAUCUAUCUAUCUAUCUAUCUAUGGCUUUUCAUAUCUAUCUAUCUAUGGUUGUUCAUAUCUAUCUAUCUAUCUAUCUAUCUAUCUAUCUAUCUAUGUCUGUUUAUAUCUAUCUACUAUCUAUCAAUCUAUCUAUGGCUGUUCAUAUCUAUCUAUCUAUCUAUCUAUCUAUGGAUGUUCAUAUUGAUGUAUCUAUAUAUCUGUCUAUUCAUAUCUAUCUAUCUAUCUAUCUUAAAAUGUAUAUAAUGGCUGUUCAUAUCUAUUCAUCUAUCUAUCUAUCUAUCUAUCUAUCUAUCUGUGGCUUUUCAUAUCUAUCUAUCUUUCUAUCUAUCUAUGGUUGUUCAUAUCUAUCUAUCUAUCUAUCUAUGGAUGUUCAUAUCCGUGUAUCUAUCUAUCUAUCUAUCUAUCUAUCUAUCUUAUAA